AUGACAAAGUCAAACAUUCAAAGAUGUCUCCACGACCUACCAAAAUGCGAACACCAUCUUCAUAUUGAAGGCUCUCUGUCACCAAGCCUCCUUUUCCGACUCGCAGAUACCAAUAAGAUAUCCCUCCCAUCCACUGAAGCCGAUCCCUCAUUCGCCUCACCCCAAGCCCUCGAAGACCGAUACACCCGCUUUACCUCCCUGAAUGACUUCCUCCAUUACUACUUUAUUGGCAUGUCCGUGUUGAUUACUUCUGCCGACUUCGAAUCUCUUGCUUACGAGUACUUCACUCGGGCACACGACGAUGGUGUUCACCACGCCGAAAUAUUCUUCGACCCCCAAGCCCAUACGUCACGAGGGAUUGCAUACGAGACUGUAGUGGCAGGACUGGGCACGGCGCAAAAACGGGCAGAGAAAGACUUUGGGUUGACAUCAAAGCUGAUUUUGUGCUUCUUGCGCCAUCUCCCAGCCAGCGAUGCGAAAGAUACCUAUCAAGCGGCGGAAGCCCUAGGCCACUUUUCCAGCGGCAUUAUCGCCGGUAUUGGACUCGACAGCAGUGAAGUCGGAUUCCCACCAGAGAUAUUCAGAGAAGUUUACGAGUCUGCGAGCAAAGCUGGUAUUCGGAGGACCGCCCACGCCGGCGAGGAAGGUGAUUCCACAUACAUCUCGCGAGCGCUGGACUUGUGCAAUACACAGAGAAUUGAUCACGGGAUUCGUCUGAUUGAUGAUGAGGCGCUGUUGAAGAGAGUUGCAAAGGACAACACUCUGGUUACGAUGUGCCCGUUGAGUAACGUCAGAUUGAGGUGUGUCACCCAAGUUGCGGACCUGCCAAUCAGAAAAUUCUUGGCGGAGGGCGUGAGGUUCAGCAUAAACAGCGAUGAUCCGGCUUAUUUCGGUGGAUAUAUCCUGGACAACUAUAUCGCUGUACAAGAAGCUUUCGGAUUGAGUCUGGAGGAAUGGCGGUUCAUCGCGGAUGGAGCUAUUGAGGGAAGCUGGUGUGACGACGAAAGAAAGACAGUUUUGCACCAAAGUGUUGAGCAAUGGGCUGAAACGUAUAAGGAUACUCUCUGAGCUUGCUACGUAAGAAUGGUCACGAUUCUGUAUUAUAACAUUUGGUGGCUGCACUUUAGGGAAUUAUAUCCCGCCUGCCACUCAUGCCAGUGGCCCAAAUGCCUCUAGAUACUACACCUAGAGAAUACACGCGACUGAUCGCUCGUUGGCGGUUUUGGUUAGCCGUUCUUCGACCAUUGAGUUGGCACAUAUACACCAAUCAAGUCACAACUGCCAUGGCUUCUGCUUAUAGAUACAAUGCCAAGAAGUAUCGGGUGGCAUUCUUAUUUCUUCCCUCAAAUUCUAGCGGGUGAGAUCACGCUCCUAAGCUAAUAUCGACCUGACCUGGCCGAGUCGGGGCGGACGGCACGAUCACGAUACCUGAUCUACGUCACUCACUGUAUUGUUGUUAACCACCCUGCAGGUCAGCCACCUGGCAUUUAGGAUUUCGUAUUCUUUUGAUUGUCAAUUCACUCCUGAGACGGCACCCAUGAUCCCGAAAAGACUUCCUCGAAGGGGUUGUCGCUUAUUUACUCAGCCCCACCCUUUUCUGCAAAAUCAUAACAAAUGCGAGGAAGGAAGUCUUAAAGCGAUAAGACUGCCGGGCAUCAAGUGCAGCGAGACCUAGAAUACCUAGGUAAUAUAUGUAAUUACUCUCGUCACACUCUCUAGAACAUCUCAAAGCCAUCUAGGUUUAGUUCAAAAUAAGUAUUCGAUAACAUGGACAAUAGCGAGUGUGUAUCGUCAUGUUACGCAACGGCAGUCGCACACCCAAUUCGGAUCGCAAGCCGCUAGGGCAGGUAGGUCAGUUCAAAUGCCAAUCGCACUUACACCGUACAAAUUUGCAUAAGAC
Messenger RNA from Cadophora gregata, 1900 nucleotides. RefSeq names its product adenine deaminase (gene AAH1). NCBI's taxonomy places the organism in Eukaryota, Fungi, Ascomycota, Leotiomycetes, Helotiales, Ploettnerulaceae. Gene Ontology annotation, molecular function: adenine deaminase activity. The coding region runs from base 1 to 1068 and encodes 355 amino acids. Gene Ontology annotation, biological process: purine ribonucleoside monophosphate biosynthetic process; hypoxanthine salvage; adenine catabolic process. The record is from RefSeq and is a predicted model, not a curated record. The transcript has 2 exons. Gene Ontology annotation, cellular component: nucleus; cytosol.